Molecule: messenger RNA, 1812 nt
Organism: Emiliania huxleyi CCMP1516
Lineage: Eukaryota; Haptophyta; Isochrysidales; Noelaerhabdaceae
Exons: 3
Coding region: 1-1812 (603 amino acids)
Molecular function (GO): DNA binding
Source: RefSeq, a predicted model, not a curated record
AUGGCGCUGCCGGGAGCGCCACGCCGCGCUGCCUCGCCCGCAUUGACACCCGCCAAGACGCCCGCCCGGGUGCCGGGCGCAGCCAGCGUGGGCUCCGCGCCUGCCGAGGCACGCGCAAAGCGCACUGCCCCGGCCGGCUCGCGCGAGAAUGGAUCGAUCGAUGUCGACAUUGUGGAUGGCUUCGAGUUUCGAUCGCAGGCAUCCAACUUGUCUGUUGAGCCGGCCGUCAAGAUGAAGCGCCCGCGGGGCAAGAGGCGAGCGCCGCGCGCUCCCGCCCGCGAGCUGCCCGCGGCGACAGAGUCUGUGCCAGAAGAGGCCGAGGGCUUGCGCCUGCACCUCUCCAGCAGCAGCGCCACCGGGUACAAGGGUGUGUCGAAGGGCGAGGGGGGCAACCUCGGCCGCUUCCGAGCGCAGACGUAUACGGGCGGGGAGAGCAGUCACUUGGGCUUCUUUGACACGGCGGUGGACGCGGCGGUUGCCUACGCACGGUCGGUCGGCGCCAAGCGCCAGAAGUGCGUCCUCCCCGGGCGCGAGCAGCAGCUGCAGCAGCGCGACCCGCAGCAGCUGCAGGAGGGCGACCCGCCGCUGCUCGAGCGGGCGUCUCUCCAGGCGCGCCGCCCCAGCGCGACCUCUGCACACAUUGCGGCAGCUCCGGCCACCCACCCGCACCCUCGGCGCGCGUGGCCGGCCACAGUUUACUCGGCUGCGCACCUGCGCGGCCCGCAGCCCGCAGGCCACCUCGGACAGCACGCGCAGCCAGGCAAACGGAUCCGCUUUGCGAAGCGCCCUUUCGACUGCGAGGUCGAGGCGGCGGCUAGGAUCGCUUCGCCGGGCAAGCUGCCGACCUCGCUUGGAGCGGCUGCACUGCUGCCGCGACGAGUGCCGCGCCGGCCAUCGACCGCACGCGACCGCGAUCCUCCCGGGGCGGAGGAGGCACCGGCGGCGGCGGCGCUCCCGAAGGCGCUUGUCGGUGGCGAGGAGCCGCCGCCGCCGCUGCCGGGCCGGCGGAUCCGCGUCUACUGGCCGGCGGAGGAGUGCUGGUUCCGCGGGCGCGUGAUCAGCAGCAGCGCUGUGGUCGGGCAAACGAUCCAGUACGACGAUGGCGAGACUAAGCGCCACUUGCUGGAUGUCGAGGGUUGGCAGUGGGAGUACAUCACCGUUGGCCGACGGAAAGCGGCCAAGCCAGCAGCGCAGCCGGCGGCGGAGCCGGCGGCAGCAACAGCGGAGCCGGCGGCGGAGCCAGUAGAGGAGCCAGCGGCGGAGCGGGCGGCGGAGCCCGCGGCACAGGAGCCGCCGGAGGAGCUGCAUUUGCACCUCUCCUGCAGCAACACCACCGGCUACAGGGGGGUCUUCAAGGACGCGCACGGCCGCUUCUACGCGCAGCACAAGAUUGGCGUGAGGACGGUCAGCUCGGCCUCCUUCGACACGGCGGUCGAAGCGGCGGAGGCCUACGCGCGGUCAAUGAAAGACCCCGCCUCUCUCGCGGCGGCCGGCGGAGCUCCCGUCGCCGGCAAGCACGACCUCGAGCCGCCCGCAGCAGAGGCGCUUGCGGAGGCGCCCGCGCCAGCUGCCGCUGCGGCAGCGGAGCCGCCUGCAGCUCUGGCGACGGGGGAGUCGAGGAGCGCAGCUGCACCGCUCCCGCUGCUGCCACAGCGGCCAUUCCGACCUCAGCCCUUUGGAGGCGGUCACGCGCCGCUGUCUCUGGAGGAACGGAUGCGGCUGAGCGGGGCGCCGCCUCUCCCUCCGCUCCGCAAAGCGCAGGCGCCCGCACAGGCCACGGUCGCCACCGUCGUCGUCACUGCCAGCUUCUAG